UUCCGGACAUGCGCAGUGCGCCACAAGAGGCAGACCGGGGCGAAUGAUGGCGUCGUCAGCCGCUCGCUGUUCCACACGUUGGUUUACUGUCAUCUUGUCCUCUGGGCAUCAGCGUGUAGCUGGUGCCGUUGUCUCGCCUUUCCACGGAGGGGCCCGGGGAGUUUCGACGUUCAGAGCCGGGACGCUAUGGGCCGGAAAAAGCCUGGUUUGUGCCGGCAAAGGGUUGACAUUGAAAGGGCUAGCAGGUUUCAAAGCAACCCAUAUUGUGUGCACCUUUCACACAAGCACAGCAGCGAGCAACAAGCAGGACUUUUACCAGAUCCUGGGUGUACCUCGCACAGCGACCCAAAAAGAGAUCAAGAAAGCCUACUAUCAGAUGGCCAAAAAGUACCAUCCUGACACAAACAAAAAUGACCAACAAGCCAAGGAGAAAUUUGCCCAGCUGGCUGAGGCUUAUGAGGUGCUCAGUGACGAAGCAAAGAGGAAGCAGUACGACGUGUACGGCUCGACAGGCUUUGAUGCAGGGCAGGCUGGCAGAAGGCAGCAGAAUUGGUCCGGGCAAGCAGGCAGCGUGAACCCGGAGGAGCUUUUCCGGAAGAUUUUUGAAGACUUCUCUGGGGGACGUGGAUUCGGUGACUUUAACGCCGUCUUUGAUCAGCCACAGGAGUACAUCAUGGAGCUGACAUUCACUCAAGCAGCCAAGGGGGUCAACAAGGAGAUUUCUAUAAACAUGGAAGCAUCCUGCCAGCGUUGCGAUGGCAAGGGCCACGAGCCAGGCACUAAGGUCCAGCACUGCCACUACUGCAAUGGCUCUGGCAUGGAGACAGUAAACACAGGUCCGUUCGUGAUGCGCUCCACAUGCCGGCGCUGCGGCGGCAAGGGAACGGUCAUAUCCACCCCGUGUCACUCAUGCCGUGGGACGGGACAAACCAAGCAGAGGAAAACGGUGAUGGUCCCAGUGCCUGCGGGAGUGGAGGAAGGCCAGACUGUCCGAAUGCCUGUUGGAAAGAAGGAGAUCUUCAUCACAUUUAGGGUCCAAAAGAGUCCGGUUUUCAAGAGGGACGGUGCAGACAUCCACUCUGAUCUUCACAUCUCUGUGGCACAAGCCAUCCUGGGCGGCACGGCCAGAACGCAAGGCCUCUACGAGACACUUAACUUAGCUAUCCCAGCAGGCAUCCAGACCGACCAGAGGAUCCAGCUUGCCGGGAAGGGAAUCGCUCGCGUCAGCGGCUACGGCUUCGGAGAUCAUUACAUCCACCUUAAAAUUAAAGUACCCAAGACCCUGACAGACCGGCAGAGAACUCUACUGAUGAGCUACGCCGAGGAUGAGACGGACGUGGAGGGAACGAUUAAUGGCGUCACAUCCACCACCACAGGUGGGGGCAGCAGUGGUAAGCAAUUUGAGGAAGGGCUUGACAGGAAGGAGUUGAAACAAGAGGGGGGCUUCUUCUCCAAAUUGAAGAGCUUGUUUAGUUCAUCCUGACAGCCACAAACCAGGAAUCAUUUUGUUGUCCAAUGUCCAGUGUUGGUACCUGCAUUCUCUUUUUCGCUCCUCUUGAAGGUAAGAGGUCUUCGUGGAACUGAGACACUUCCUCACGACCUGCAAGGACAGCCCUAUUGUAGGCGUUUGAGGUAAACAUCUCACGACACAAGCCCAGCAGCAUUGAUCUAAGGCAAAGGAAAAACACCAGAAGGCUAAAAAGUUUCUCGCUUGUCCAUUUUUGUUUCAAAGACUAUACCAAGACAGCAGUCUCAACGUGUAGGCAAAUACAUUCAAGUAUGUCCUCUGGUUGGCAAUUGCUUAAUAACAUAUUGAAGAGGCCAGACAUCUUGUUACUGAAUUACUGUCUCUUAUUUGUUAGCACUUCUGAACUUUUAACUAUCCCCUCGCAGUCCAAGUCUGUCUUGCCUUUUGUGGCUACUUCAGUUGUACAGUUAGAUUAGGAAUCAUGUGACAUAAUAAACCUACAGCCUCGGAAA
Messenger RNA from Nerophis lumbriciformis (worm pipefish), 1980 nucleotides. It is a transcript of the gene dnaja3a, whose product is annotated as DnaJ heat shock protein family (Hsp40) member A3a. Lineage: Eukaryota; Metazoa; Chordata; Actinopteri; Syngnathiformes; Syngnathidae. Gene Ontology annotation, molecular function: ATP binding; heat shock protein binding; protein kinase binding. The record is from RefSeq and is a predicted model, not a curated record. Gene Ontology annotation, cellular component: mitochondrion. Gene Ontology annotation, biological process: mitochondrion organization; protein folding; response to heat.